This is a messenger RNA of Gopherus flavomarginatus (Mexican gopher tortoise), 2898 nucleotides long. RefSeq lists its product as uncharacterized. Lineage: Eukaryota; Metazoa; Chordata; Testudines; Testudinidae. Gene Ontology annotation, molecular function: kinase activity. Gene Ontology annotation, cellular component: cytosol. The record is from RefSeq and is a predicted model, not a curated record. The transcript has 6 exons. The coding region runs from base 7 to 849 and encodes 280 amino acids.
CGCCCCAUGGCUGCUGUGGGCUGCAUCGUGAAGCUGGGGGGUAGCGCGCUGACGGAAAAGAACCAGCUGGAGACGCUGCGGGCCGAGUCCCUGCCGCGGGCGGCGGGCAUCGUGCGGGGGCUGUGCGGAGCUGGCGCCGGGAGCUGCAUUGUGGUGCACGGAGCAGGCUCCUUUGGGCAUUUCCAAGCGAAGGCAAAUGGCGUGGCCUCAGGAUCCCCAGCGGGCUUGGCCGGGAGCGAGGCCUUGCGACGAGGUCUGUGUCUGACCAGGCUCUCCGUUACGAAGCUGAACCACCUGGUGACGGAGCAGCUGGUGAAGUGCGGCGUCCCAGCGGUGGGCAUUUCGCCCUUUGGAGCAUGGAAGACAGCAGGCAAGAAAGUCAGCCAGGCUGGCAUUUCUGCCAUAAGGGACGCCUUGGAUGCUGGCUACAUCCCGGUCGUGCAUGGAGACUGUGCUCUGGACUCUGAACAGCACUGCUGUAUCUUGUCUGGGGAUGCUAUCAUCGAGGUUCUGUCCAGGGAAUUCUCCCCGCAGCGAGUGGUUUUCUUGACCAAUGUCAGUGGAAUCUAUGACCGUCCACCUGAUACCCCAGGUGCCAGGCUGGUGGAUUCCAUUUCCGUCAGCCCUGAUGGAAGCAUGGACCCCUCUGUGCUCACAUCUGCCCUGCCGCAUGAUACCACCGGGGGAAUCUCCCUGAAGUUACGGGCUGCGGUCAACAUAGUCAUCCAGAGUCACGGAGCCAUUCCAGUGCUGAUCUGCAAACUGGACAGCAAAGCUGCCGAAAGAGCAUGCUUAACUGGGGAGCUGGGAGUGGGCGAGGGCACGAGACUCUCCCUUGCAACAGCCUGAAGAAGCUGUCUCUGUAGUAGCCUGUCGGACAGGGGGAUUUGCCAUCAACUUAUUCCAGUUGGGCCCCAGUAUCCACUCUGUGAUUUAUCCAUGUCACCGGUGACUCCAGAUAAACCAUCCGGUGGCAGAGGACUUCUUCAUCAUUCACUGGCAAUAGACAGUUCCUAGUCUGCAUUUUAAUGCAUCUCUUCUCCAGCCCAGCUCUGACCUGAAUGGUGGAUAAUCCUCUGCUAAUGUUUCUUACAUAUGUCUUCACUUAAAGAGGCACGUAAAGGCAUGUAGCAAACAGCCAGGCAGCUAGCUGGGAAAUGGGCUCAGGCUUUUCAGCUGAGGAUUAAUAAAUUAAUAUUAGCGCAGCAAUUUGGGGCUGUGAAAUGCUAUGCAAGUGCUAAGUAGUUUUAGUAUGAUAUAGAGGGGACUUUGAUGUGAAUUCUCAGGUUAUCUGAUUCAUUCUAGACCAUGGUGUCCGAAAUUCCAUUCUGCUGCUGAAAGCUGCCCUAGAAACACUUGUAUAUGAAGCGUCAAUGCCAAAAUUUCAGACUUGGGGCUGCUUAAAAUUAAGCACCUGUGUUCAUAUUUGGGCACGUAAUUAAGUAGUCUAGCUCUUCACAGUUCUCUUUGUCUGUCUAGAUGCUUGUAUGGCCCCCAAUACGCAAGUGUGUGAGUGCUGCACAGAUAUUAACGUAACCCUUGAAAUUUCCAUGUGAAGCAGUUCAGUAUUAACCCAGCUUUACAGAUGGGGAUCUGAGAUGCAGAGAGAUUAAGGUCAGACUUUUCAAAACAACUCAGCGCCCAAUAUUGGGGCCGGUUUUUCAAAAGAGCCGAACGUGUUGGGUGCUGACUGCUUUUGAAAACCUGGCCCUUACUAAAGAGAAGAAGUAUCAUCCUUAAGUUAUUUUCCAAUUGUGCAACUUUUAAGAUCAUGUUCACUGGUGCGCACUGACUGCUUUAUGCCACCAUGGAGCAGCACAGAGCAGCCAGAAUUUACUGGCUCGCUAAAUAGGUGCUUUGCAUUACCACAGCAGAACAAAGAAGGUGGAGUGUAUACCUCAGAUUGCCUCUGCCUCCUGCCCUCCAAAUUCCCCCAGCCUCUUGUGCCCCAUAUUUCUCUGCACACACACAUAUAUACUUUCCCUCUUCCUCCUACCCCUCCUGUUGAAUAGAUCUUUGGAAAGACUGACUUUUGAGGAGAAAUAUUUAGGAUUAAUGGUCAUUUUUGGCCACACUUUUCCAUAACAAAAUUUUCGGUCAACAGAGGCUGGUGCAUAAAAAUCAGAAACUCACAAAGAACUGCCCUCUUUCAAAAUAUGACUGCCAUCUUCCACUUUUCACUGUAUUGUUCACAUGUAACAGUGAUCAAAUCCAUGCUUUGCAUGCCAAACUCAGCUCACCGCAGCUAUAGAACUGUGAGUGUCAUUUCCAUAAUAACUAGAGCUGAGAUUAAUUUUAGAUAACGAAUUCAGACUCCGAUUAAAUUUGGCAGUUAAAUAUUCUCCAAAAAGUUAGGUCGUCUUCUUACAUGGGUAAUGGAGGUUUGCAACCAUUCUUUCAGUCCUCUGCUAAUUUCUAUUCAGUUCUAUUCAGCCCUCUGCUAAUUUCUUUGUGGGUAAAUAGUCCUUUUGACCCACCCAUAGUACUACCUUGUCCAUCCAAGAUCACCUUUUUCUGUAAACAUACAUCACCCUCUAAACACCUUAAAAUGUGCCCUGCAAAUUGAAUCUUUCUUUUUAUGAGAUCUCUGAUUAGCAUUUGCUGAGUUCAGUCAUCUCCAAUACUUUUUGUUGGUUACGCGGUCUGUCCAUGAUGUUUUCAGAAUUCUUCCAUAACAACAUAAUUCAAAGGAUUGUAGUUUCUUUAUUAUUGAUUGUUUGAAUGUCUGUGAGAGUAUAAUCUGGCCUGUACCAAUAGGAUAUAUUUGAAAUUAGGAUGAGUCAAAAAUUUGGACAGGUAAGAUUUUGCGAGGGCGAAAUACAGGCAGAAUUAAAAUAUGUCAAAUGUCUCAAAAUAUUGUUACAAAUAAAAUUCCAUGCCAGUGAUCACCUGGAGGAA